Messenger RNA from Penicillium antarcticum, 2340 nucleotides. RefSeq names its product LysM domain protein. The record is from RefSeq and is a predicted model, not a curated record. The transcript has 8 exons. The annotation marks the transcript as partial. Lineage: Eukaryota; Fungi; Ascomycota; Eurotiomycetes; Eurotiales; Aspergillaceae.
AUGGCACUACAAUUCAUAUGCGCAAAAAGAUUAACAGUCCUUCUACUGUUCCUAACUCUGAUACAAUCUGUUCGAGCUGAUCUAGUUGUCUUCGAGGCGGGUCUCAUCGCAAAUAGCAGUAAUGCUGCUCUUGCGGGAACUCUCUCGCAGGAUUGCAUUACUGCCAUGGAAGAUACAGUCACCUGCGAUCCAUACCUGCGAACUCAAGUAAUGAAUGAUGAUUUCACCUACCUCGAUUCAUCGGUCCGUGACAUCAUGUGUACCACAGCGUGUGGCCAAUCUCUGACAACCUACCAUGCUGCUGUCGAGAGUGCUUGCGCAAGCAGCCCCCAGCCAUGGGAUAAUACGCCAGCGACGUUCUAUGGAGACCAGAUCUGGGCACAAUAUAAUAUCUCAUGUUUCAGGAAUGCAGCUGGGGGUUACUGUCAAAAUGUCCUUGCAGAUCUCACCAUCCCAGACAGCGAUAUCUCAAUGACGGGACUGUCCAGCUCGAUAUCAACCUGCGGUGUUUCAUUCCCAACAGAUGUGCAUCCUGUGGCUAGCAACCAGACUAACUUACCUGGUUAUGCGCCUGCGGGUUAUGACACGGCCCAAUGUGCUUCAGGGAAGACGUACACCGUAGUCACUGGUGAUGAUUGUGGGAAGAUUGCAUCGAGCCAGGGCGUGCCUUGUGGAUCUUUGAUCGCGAUCAAUAAUAUCCUUCCGACUUGCUCGGAUCUUUGGAUUGGACAAAUACUUUGCUUGCCAGAUACUUGCCAACUAUACACAAUCCAGUCGGGAGAUAUAUGCAUGGCUAUUGUGAAUGCCUACGACAUAACACUAAUUCAACUGCUAUCAUGGAACUCAUUCAUAAAUGCCGGAUGCUCGAACCUUCUAGCCGGGGAUCAAGUCUGUAUCCAGCAGCCCAGUCCUGUCUGGACAGGCACGACGAUCGCCGGUGCAACAGCUACUAAGACUGGCGUCUAUGCAACUACAACUGUUGCUGCACCUGGCUCGGUGGCUCAUGACACAACGACGAAAUGCGGGAAAUACUAUCAAGUCAACGAUGGCGACUACUGCCAACUUAUAGCUCUUAAUUUUACAAUUACGGCUGCAUUAUUCCAGCAGAUCAACCCGUCCAUUGACGACGGAUGCACAAAUCUCGUACCAGGACUAUACUACUGCGUCCUCCCCACAUCAGACUGGAACGAGACAUCGACUACAACAACCUCCACAUACGUGACAGCCCCAGCGCCAACGUCCACCGGCGCCACCGAGAGUUGUUACGAGUGGUACGUUGUAAAAUCCGGCGACUACUGCGCACUGAUCGAGGCCGUGUACGGCAUUACCAUGGCGCAACUGCAACUAUGGAAUCCUGAAUUGUUGGACAAUUGCUCGAAUUUGGUACUUGACGAUGCGUAUUGUAUCAAUGGCGAUGCUGGGGGAUCUAGUUUGGCGCCACUUUACAUUCUUUUCCCGUCAACAGCGCUUAUCAAGAACAUAAUGUCUAACAGUAACAUUUUGAAUUACCUCCCACCCGGCUGGUCGGAGGAAACAUACCAGAACAACACAGAUGCAGACAAUGCCGCCCUAUCAGACGAGGAACUACAAAAACUAAUGGACAGACGCGUCGCCGAAACAAAAAUAAUCAGCGCGCAAAACCUCGCCCCAAUCAACGAAAAGCGCAUAGCGCGCGGGGCAGCACCAAUCCAACCACCACCUUCAGAACCAGAACCAGAAUCAAGCCAAAUCCAACCCCAGGACCCAACAUUGGAAAAUCUCCAGACCCUAGUAGAGACAAUCGAAUCCGAAAACUGGACAGACGUCGGCUUCCUCAUGUUCCGCACAGACUACAGCAACGAAGACCUCUGGAACGAAUUCCUAGAAAAAUUCAACACAAUUCUAGACGCGAGCAUUGAAGAUGCACCUGCUGAGUCCGGAUUAUCACGCAUUGCCGAUUGUGUCUUUAUGAAGAUUGUUGAUGAUGAUUUGUUCGCGAAUGAGUCUCCUGAGCGUGUUGCGUUUGCUUAUCGGCUUUGUGCGGAGGAUACGGAGGAUAAUGAUCCUGAUGAUAGGCUUGCGCCUGGUUUGCAUACUCGCAUGUGUCUUUUUGUUGAUGGAGAGUGUAUGCGGUCUGUUGUUGGAUCUGGAUCUGCGGGUAAUGAUGGGGAUAGAGUUGCUUUUGUUAAGGCUGUCGAUGUUAUGCUUGGGUUGGAUGGGGUUGAUGGGAACUUGUCUUUUACUGGAGUCUUUAAAGUUGCGGUUCGAUCCUUGAUUACGAAGUUUUAUGCUGCUUUGCUUGCGUGUGCUGAGACUGUGGACUUGGUGCCAGCUGGCGAUGGGGUUUGGGAUGGGGCGCAC